Messenger RNA from Euleptes europaea (tarantolino), 1902 nucleotides. Its product is annotated as interferon-induced GTP-binding protein Mx1-like. The transcript is spliced from 13 exons. Gene Ontology annotation, molecular function: GTPase activity; GTP binding; microtubule binding. Bases 1 to 1902 code for a protein of 633 amino acids. The record is from RefSeq and is a predicted model, not a curated record. Lineage: Eukaryota; Metazoa; Chordata; Lepidosauria; Squamata; Sphaerodactylidae. Gene Ontology annotation, biological process: defense response to virus. Gene Ontology annotation, cellular component: membrane; microtubule; cytoplasm.
AUGCCCCAUUGGAUUGAUGCAUGUGUAGCCCAUCUCUCGCCCGGGGCCAUUUCACAAAGUGCCUUGUGCAGCCAAUAUGAGGAGAGGGUUCGCCCAUGUAUUGACCUCAUUGAUUCUCUGAGGGCCCUUGGAGUAGAACGAGACCUUGGAUUGCCGGCAAUUGCCGUGAUUGGAGACCAGAGUUCUGGGAAAAGCUCAGUUCUGGAAGCAUUGUCUGGAGUUGCUCUUCCUAGAGGCAGUGGUAUUGUUACCAGAUGUCCAUUAGAGCUCAAGCUGAAGAAACUACAGUCCACAACGAAAUGGACAGGGAAAAUUGUGUACAAGGACACACAGCAAGAACUGACUAACCCAUCACAGGUGGAAGAUGCAAUAAUAAGAGCCCAGAAUGCAAUGGCUGGUGAUGGAGUGGGAAUUAGCCAUGACCUAAUUAGCUUAGAAAUCGUCUCCGCAGAUGUUCCAGAUCUGACUCUGAUCGAUCUGCCAGGGAUUGCAAGAGUGGCUAUGGGCAAUCAACCUCAAGACAUUGGAAAGCAGAUCAUAAACUUAAUUAAAAAGUAUAUUAACAAACAACAAACCAUCAAUUUGGUUGUGGUGCCAAGUAAUGUAGAUCUUGCAACUACAGAGGCAUUGAAAAUGGCUCAAGAAGUAGACACCACAGGAGAAAGAACUCUUGGAAUUCUGACCAAGCCUGACCUGGUUGACAAAGGAACAGAGGAAGAGGUAGUUGACGUAGUCCGAAAUCAUAGAAUUCCCUUGAAUAAAGGAUAUAUGAUAGUUAAAUGCCGAGGGCAGAGUGACAUCAACAAAAAAGUUACCUUGGCAGCUGCACUCCAGAAUGAAAGAAAAUUUUUUGAAGAGCAUGACUGUUUCAGACCUCUUCUGGAAGAAGGCAGAGCUACCAUUCCACUUCUGGCAGAAAGACUCACACAGGAGCUAAUAGAACACAUUCAUAAAUCACUACCCAAGUUACAAAAUCAAAUAAAGAGCAAACUUGAGACAGCCAAUGACCAACUACAGGAAUGUGGCUCAGGUGUGCCUGAGACCCCAGAAGAGCAGAUGCUUUUCCUUAUAAAAAAAAUCAAACAAUUUAACCACAACAUUUCAGAAGCAACACAAGGAGAAGAAGUUGUGAGAAAUAAUAAACAAACAAGAUUGUUCACAAAACUACGGCAACUGUUUAAUGUGUGGCAACAGGAGAUUAAUAACAAUGCAAUAAGUGUCAGAGAUAUUAUUAAAGAAGAAGUGUGGGGCUAUGAAAAUAAAUAUCGUGGAAAAGAACUCCCUGGGUUUAUCAAUUACAAAACUUUUGAGACCAUCGUAAGAAAGCAAAUUAUGCUGCUAAAAUCACCAGCUGCUGAGAUGUUGAAGAAAGCCACAGAUCUUGUGCAAGAAACGUUUAUUCAGAUUGCCAAACAAGACUUCAGUGAUUUUUACUGUCUUUUAAGAAAUGCUCAGUAUAAUAUAGAAGUUCUAAAAAUGAAGCAAGGAGAGGAAGCAGAAUCUAUGAUCAACACUCAAUUUAAACUGGAGCGUGUUGUGUACUGCCAGGAUGUCAUUUACAGUGAAGAUUUAAAAAAUACUAGAACGAAAAAUGUCUCAUUUCAAGCUGCGACUGCUGCCCGGCAGUGUUCCAUGGAAGAAAUUACUUACCACUUGAAUGCCUACUUCAAAAGUUCUGGAAACCGUCUUGGCACCCAAAUUCCUCUGAUCAUUCAGGCAUACAUUCUCCAAGAUUAUGCUGAAAAGUUACAGAAUGCAAUGCUGCAGCUCUUGCAAAUGAAAGAUCAGUUCAGCAUUUUCCUUAAGGAGCGAAAUGAUGCUGGCAAUAGGAGGAAGACCCUAAAGGAAAGGAUCAGCCGUCUCACCAAAGCUCGAGAGCGCUUAGCAAAAUUCCCAAUUUAA